UUCAAAUUCAUUCCUAUAUACAAAGAAGCAAAUCUAAAAUAAGUGUAUAAUUUUACAUUUUGUCUACUUAUGUUUGGUUUGUCUCUGAACUGAAGACAUACUGAAAUAGAAAAUGCAGCAGUAAAUGGUUUGUUUUGUGAGGGCAAAGACACCACAGUUUUGUCAGCAAAUGCACAGAAAAAUGAGAAUAGAGAAGACAAAUCAUUCUUUGACCACACAAUUCAUCCUGGUGGGAUUCUCAGAUCACCCAGACUUGAAGACACUUCUGUUCCUGCUGUUCUCUACCAUCUAUGUGGUCACUAUGGUGGGGAAUCUUGGGCUAGUGGCCUUGAUCUACAUGGAGCCUCGUCUCCACACACCCAUGUACAUCUUUCUGGGCAANCUGGCUCUGAUGGACUCCUGCUGCUCCUGUGCCAUCACUCCCAAGAUGCUAGAGAACUUCUUUUCUGUGGACAGAAGGAUUUCUCUCUAUGAGUGCAUGGCACAGUUCUAUUUUCUCUGUCUUGCUGAAACUGCAGACUGCUUUCUUCUGGCAGCGAUGGCNUAUGACCGCUAUGUGGCCAUAUGCAACCCACUGCAGUACCACACCAUGAUGUCCAAGAGGCUCUCCAUUCAGAUGAGCAUAGGCACAUUUGUAGCCAGUAAUCUGAUUUCUAUUCUUCAUGUAGGGUGUCUCUUAAGGUUAACUUUCUGUAAAUCAAAUCGCAUUGAUCAUUUCUUCUGUGAUAUUCUUCCCCUGUAUAGACUCUCCUGUACAGACCCAUUUAUCAAUGAAUUAAUGAUAUAUAUUUUUUCAAUGCCAAUUCAAUUUCUUACCAUUACCACUGUCUUGGUCUCUUACUUCUGCAUUCUUCUCACUAUUUUCAGGAUGAAGUCCAAAGAUGGGAGAGGAAAAGCACUCUCUACCUGUGCAUCCCACUUUUUUUCUGUGUCAAUAUUCUAUGCCUGUCUUCUCAUGUAUAUUAGACCAUUUGAUGACAGUAAUAAAGACAUACCAGUGGCCAUAUUUUAUACAAUAAUAAUUCCUUUGUUAAACCCUUUUAUUUACAGCCUGAGAAAUACUGAAGUAGUAAAUGCUGUUAAUAAAGUUAUAAAGAUGUAUACCAUUUUUAAACGGUCUUCAGCUUCUGCAGCUCACUAA
Messenger RNA from Mus pahari (shrew mouse), 1141 nucleotides. Its product is annotated as olfactory receptor Olfr180. Gene Ontology annotation, biological process: sensory perception of smell; G protein-coupled receptor signaling pathway. The transcript has 2 exons. Bases 125 to 1141 code for a protein of 338 amino acids. NCBI's taxonomy places the organism in Eukaryota, Metazoa, Chordata, Mammalia, Rodentia, Muridae. Gene Ontology annotation, cellular component: membrane. Gene Ontology annotation, molecular function: G protein-coupled receptor activity; olfactory receptor activity; odorant binding. The record is from RefSeq and is a predicted model, not a curated record.